GUGGGCGUUUCCGCAUUCCGCUGCGAGCGCACACACGAGCCGAGCGCAGCGCGGAGACAGACGCGACGCUUCCGAGACCCUCCUCGAUAUUCCGCUGGAAAGUUGCCCGCUCUGCCGCCGGGAUGCCGUACAUCCUCAUCAGCACACAGAUCAGACUGGAGACGGGGCCCACGAUGGUCGGUGACGAAUAUUCUGAUCCCUCCAUCAUGAACUACCUCGGAGCCCGGAAAACAACCAUGCUGGGAAACAACUUCUCCGAGUAUCACGUGGACGAACCGCCGAGACUCGUCUUGGACAAACUGGAUAAGAUCGGGUUCAGAGUGGUCAGCAUGACGGGAGUCGGUCAGACGCUGGUCUGGUGUCUGUAUAAAGAGACGAGCAACACGCUGUGACUCCGUGGCUCUUGUACUGCAGGUAAACAUGGUAAAUGAGGUGAAGAAGGGUAUUCUAAUGUCAGCAGCAGGCCUAGUGAACAGAUCUCAGAAACUCUUAUUAAACAAAUGAAGUGUACAGUAUUUGAAAUCUGUCUCAGUAUUAUCAUCAAUGUUCUUUCUCUGAUUUAUGAUUUCUGGAUUUAGUCUUUUUUGAACACUUUUAUAUGUCAGGAAAGUAGGUUUUGUUUUGUGAUUGUUUUAAUAUAAACGAGUUCAUUAAGGAACAUCAUAAACAUUAUUAUUCUGUUGCAUCUGUAGUGUUUCUAUAUCUCGACUUGACGUUAUCUUGAAUAAAUGCUUUGCAACGAAACGUCAGUUUUUAAAAUCCUGUCGAAGCUCACAUUCUUUGUUUUGUAGUUCUGAACAGUUGUUCACAGUGUAUGUAAACAUGUAUUUUGUCUGUACUGAAUCCUGAUAUAUUAAUAUGGUUUCUGUAUGCUUGUGUGAGAAGCUGUAAUUAAAAAUAAAGUAAAAAAAUAAAA
Molecule: messenger RNA, 916 nt
Organism: Cyprinus carpio (common carp)
Lineage: Eukaryota; Metazoa; Chordata; Actinopteri; Cypriniformes; Cyprinidae
Gene: gchfr
Product: GTP cyclohydrolase I feedback regulator
Biological process (GO): negative regulation of biosynthetic process
Cellular component (GO): cytoplasm; nucleus
Molecular function (GO): GTP cyclohydrolase binding
Source: RefSeq, a predicted model, not a curated record